Seminavis robusta is the source of this 507-nucleotide messenger RNA. The record is from the annotation of a GenBank genome assembly. NCBI's taxonomy places the organism in Eukaryota, Bacillariophyta, Bacillariophyceae, Naviculales, Naviculaceae.
AUGUUGACCUGUUUGGGUCCCUGGCUGAGUGAUUGCCAUGCAGUGAAAGGUGUGGACCCAGGACCUCAAGCAUCUCAAGAAGAAACAGCAGUCGUCUACAACAACAUGAAAUCAACAGCGGACUAUCUGUAUGAAAUUCGGAAGGAACUGAGGUCCUUGACAAGCGAUGGUGCCAAGGACGGUGAAGGCACUGGUGAUUCCAAGGCAAGUGGGUCUCUGUCGGGAGGCACGUUGUCUAGACUGGAGGAUAAGCUAGACAAACUUGGAGAUAAGUUGGAUUCACUCGGUAAACAAACCACCUUCAUGGUCAAAAACUGGGAUGAGGACGAUGAAGAAGACAGGAGGCUCAAGGAACGCCACGCCGAGAACGGAGGAGAGAAAGGGCAUUUGAGCUACAAAAGCAACUUUUCGGGCGACAGCUCAAAGGGCCAGAUUCGGUACACAGCUCAAAAUCCAUUUUCGCCAGAUACCUCUGCAGCCAAUCAGACCAACGUCCAGUCAGCAUAA